UGCUCAUCCAAGCAGCCGAGCGGCGGGGGCCACUGGACGGGUGCAAUGUGACGGGGGUCAGGAGAGACUGGGACACACAGCCUUAACCGCGCGGGAGGGAGGGUUUAACCAUUAACCACCAUUAACCAUUAAGGCAGCUGUGCAGAGCCGGUACUGUAGGCUACAUAAGGCGUGCGCACCGGCGCCCACGCCUCAGCCUGAGCGCGUACCGAGAGGCGGAGGAUACAUCCAGCCAGCCAGCCACGCGAAGGAGUGCUCGUGCUGUUACUGAUCGUCACUGAUCACACACUACUCUCCGGACCGCUGACACUAUAAGGUGACAGUUUACUCCGGUUGGAGAGGUGGGCUAUUUUUUCGCCGGUAGUAAUUCAAUCUUCAUACUGCAGACCUUUAAAUAUCUCCCUUGAAAACCUCCCAGCAGCCACGUGGUGUAAGGUGAGACAUUGCCAGCCCGGUACACUCACCAGUCUGACAUGAUCAGUGAACUGAGAGCAUUACUAGUCUGCGCUGCAAUCCGGCCACUCUAGACCUCUGAUUUUAUUUUUUCUGAACUUUAAAGGACUGUUUACAAGUGACUGGAGGGGAUUUCUGUUGUGAGUCCCCACGCCUAUUGUUUUCUCUUCUCUUCUGUUUUGAACCAGUAUGCUCUCUUCUUUUUUUUGCCGGUCUACCCUGAGCACCUUGCAGUGAAUGGAGAACAUACUGGUUCUGCUCCCUAAGCACCGACAGGAACACGGGCUGUGCAGACGCCCGGCUGCAUGUGCCUUGCUGCAGGUUUUUUCCUACAGAGCAGUUUUCUCCAGGUCUUUAGUAGCGACCCCCACUCCCUGUCAGCCUCUUUAAUGGGAUAAAUCAAUUGGACUGAUCAGGUUCAAAACCAGAUCAGGUGGCCAAUUCCAUUCUGACUUCCCCAAAACUGUUAGGCAACCUGACCUUUUCUUGUCAAGUCCACUGUCUUCCAAAGGCUUCCGCAUGGUACUUUGGUCGAAAGAACUAGACAAACUCCCUGACAUCAGCAUGUCCUCCGGGGCCAUUGAGGCAAAGAAGGAGGGCGGCCCACCGAGCCCGGCUCUACUCAACUCCAACUGCUCCGUCCCCCCGGUGAUCCUCACCAAGGGCACUGAGGAGGUGAGCCCAGGGACCGGGGGCGAGUUCGAGCUCACAGAGGUCCCGUCUCUCACAGAGAGGGCCGGCGAGGCCGCAGAGAAUGAGGAGAGGACGGAAAUUGUGGUGGCGAUGGACUGCCGGGCCAAUGCCAAAGGUCAGCGCGAGGAGGAUGCUCUCCUGGAGAACGCAAGCCAGAGCAACGAGAGCGAUGACACCAGCACCAACCAGAGCCCAGAACCACCGGCACCCCUCAAGGAGACCUCCUUCUCCAUUGGCCUGCAGGUGGUCUUCCCCUUCCUGCUGGCUGGGUUCGGGACAGUGGCAGCUGGAAUGGUGCUAGACCAGGUCCAGCAUUGGACGGUGUUUACGGAGGUGUCGGAGGUGUUCAUCCUGGUUCCAGCACUGCUGGGGCUCAAAGGCAACCUGGAGAUGACGCUGGCCUCCAGACUUUCAACAGCGGCUAAUAUUGGUCAGAUGGACACAGCUAAGAACAUGUGGAAGAUGAUCAUGGGGAACUUGGCCCUCAUCCAGGUCCAGGCCACAGUGGUGGGGUUCCUGGCCUCUAUAGCUGCUGUGAUCUUCGGCUGGAUCCCAGAGGGACACUUCAGGCUGGGCCACGCUGUGCUGCUGUGUGCCUCCAGUGUGGCUACUGCCUUCAUCGCCUCUCUGCUGCUAGGACUCAUCAUGAUCGGUGUGAUCAUUGCGUCCAGGAAAGUCGGCAUCAACCCUGACAAUGUGGCCACGCCCAUUGCUGCUAGUCUGGGAGACCUGAUCACCCUGUCCCUGCUGGCAGGCAUUUCAACUGGACUGUACAAGGAACUAGAUGACAAUGACUAUGCCAACCCGCUGGUGUGUGCGGUGUUUGUGGCGUUGUGCCCCCUAUGGGUGCUGAUUGCCAGGAGGAUCCCAUCCACCAGAGAACUCCUCUACUCCGGCUGGGAGCCAGUCAUCAUCGCCAUGGCGAUCAGCAGUGUUGGUGGUUUGAUCCUCGACAAGACUGUCACCAACCCAAACUUUGCUGGCAUGGCUGUCUUCACUCCAGUCAUUAACGGUGUGGGAGGUAACCUGGUUGCGGUUCAGUCCAGUCGAAUCUCCACCUAUCUGCACAUGAACGGUCUACCGUUGGGGGAUCCCAACCCCACCCCCAGGAAGUGCCCCACACCCUGCACCUCCUUCUUCGGCUCCUCUGUGAACUCUCGUUCAGCCCGUGUGCUCUUCCUCCUGGUCGCCCCGGGUCACCUCGUCUUCCUCUACACCAUCAACUCACUGAGGGGGGGACACACCACCCUGACACCCGUCUUCAUUACGUUCUACCUGGUUGCGGCACUACUACAGGUGAUAAUCCUUCUCUACCUGGCAGACUGGCUCGUCCACUGGAUGUGGGGUCGAGGCAUGGACCCUGACAACUUCUCCAUCCCCUACCUGACUGCUCUGGGUGACCUGCUGGGGACCGGUUUCCUCGCCCUCUGCUUCCACAUGCGCUGGUUCAUCGGGGACAGAGACUCUAAUUCGGGCAACUGAAUGCAUGCAGAGAUACACACAUGCACACACACAUAAAAGAAAAGAAAAAAAAACUUUACAUGCUCUUUGCUUGCACGCACGACAGUGACAAACAUCACCCGUAUGCGUGAACAUUAUCUGAAAGUGGACAUUGUCUACUAUAAAAGAGCUAAUCUCCUGUAGGGCUCGGAUUGAUGGUUUAGCAUUUGUAGCGCAGUAGCGUUUCAUCUUCAGGAUGUCAGGACACUGACGCACCGCGGCAGCAGCAGCAGUGUUGGAAACACACCUCAGUAUCUCCACCUCAACCAGUGAACAAACUCCACCUGAUGAACCCAGCCCCGCAAACUACACUUCUCUUCCUAUAUUUUACUAAAUAACUGAGUCCUACUACGUUUAUUGUUAUUAUACUUUUGACAAUGACUAUUAUUGUUGGUAAAUAAUGCAUUUGGUGUGAAUCGAUAUGUGCAGGGCCAGUCCUCAUUAUUUUAAAUGGGGACGUUAGCCCUCCCGUUUUUUAAAGAUCAAGUUUUAACACUUGAAACAAAGACGACAGAAGACAGCAAAACAUAUAUCCAAACCAGCCUAGAAUGCUUAAUCACCAAGUGCUAUGUCAUGUAUACAGAAUGAAUAUUAUAUGUGUCUCAUUUGUGAUUUAGUAGAAUGCAUAGGGCUAGCUAUUCUCUCUGUUUUACCCUGGCCUUGUGACGGUAGGAAAAAGGACCAAGGGGUUUUACUGCAGGGGACUGGACCACAAAUGUAACAAGCUAAAUCCCUUUUGGCAUCGCUCCCCUCAGUGAAUGGCUUAAUUCAAGUCAAAAAGAAACAGAAAAUCUUGGCCUCGAGAAUUAGGAAUAUCAGAUCUGAGGUCAGAUCACAAUCCAACAAACGCUUGUCAGCCACUGCGAGAAGGGAUUUACCUCUGAUUUUGUUAGCAGUUGAGAAUUGCCUUAUUAAUGCCGAUUUAAAAGUUUCUCACUCCCACAAUAGCCUGUAUUUUAUUCCACAAACGUCUUCUGGACUCCACAGAGGGUUGCACUGCUUCCUUUUUUUGGCCAACUACUAAAAACUGCCGUUACGAAAU
Sander lucioperca (pikeperch) is the source of this 3688-nucleotide messenger RNA. RefSeq names its product solute carrier family 41 member 1 (gene slc41a1). The record is from RefSeq and is a predicted model, not a curated record. The transcript has 11 exons. Gene Ontology annotation, cellular component: plasma membrane. The coding region runs from base 973 to 2628 and encodes 551 amino acids. Gene Ontology annotation, biological process: monoatomic cation transport. NCBI's taxonomy places the organism in Eukaryota, Metazoa, Chordata, Actinopteri, Perciformes, Percidae. Gene Ontology annotation, molecular function: monoatomic cation transmembrane transporter activity.